UCAGUUAAGAGUCCUGACACCCGCCGCGCCCCCGCGUCACCGUCGCCGCCGCCACGGUCGUGGUGGCGUCCUCGUACGGCUGUAAUACGGUGAGGAAGAGAGGGAUGUGUAUCAGGCCAUGGGGUAAUGGAGGGCGGCAUCCCUGGGACCUCCAGCGGGCUGCUAGUCUCCUCCCACUCAUACAGCAUGGAAGCGCUCGACUCGACUCCCUCGCCUACGACGUUAGGCUGAAAUGUAACUUGGAUAGCUUUUCUCUCAAAAGGGAGGUUGUUCAGGAAUUGGGACCAAAUCAAAAGACUCUGUCUCCAAGUUUAACCAUGCUUGUUGAAGAUGUCGCAGAGGAAAUAUCGUCAGGCAAUACAACCGGAUCGAUUCGUAGUUCUUUUGAGGCCAAUUGUUGCCGGAGCAGAAUCGAUAAUGAAGGUCAUCUAUCCAUGCGCCUCUGAUGGAGUCAUGGCAUGCGUUUGAUAUCCUUAAGUCAUUGAUCUGUUACCUUCUCUGGAUUUGGUUCUUGUGGCUGCUAGUUCUACUGAUACAAGUUCAUUAUUGAGCGCUGAGCUCAGAUGCAGGUUCCGAGUUAUUUUCUUCUCCGUUUACUCGUUUAAUAAAUUUACGCACCUAUGUUACUCUGUUUAUUUCUGUUCUUAUUUAAUCACACAAUAAAGUAGAUACAUGUCAAUUUGGAUGCUCUUGGUAA
This is a messenger RNA of Aegilops tauschii subsp. strangulata, 697 nucleotides long. The record is from RefSeq and is a predicted model, not a curated record. Lineage: Eukaryota; Viridiplantae; Streptophyta; Magnoliopsida; Poales; Poaceae.